AUGGUGAAUGUUUUGGAUUCUCACAGAGUCGUUCACAAGUGCCGUGCAGUCUUGGACAGUGGUGCUCAGCAGAGCAUGAUGACAGAGAAUCUUCGGGAGAGACUGCAGCUGAGACGUUCUCCAGACAAUACUUUGAUCAUCGGAUGUAACAACAGCUACUCCAAAGUCAAAGGUAGAUCACAAUUGCUCGUUCUGUCAUCCAAUCUGGAUGACUCUUAUGAAUUUAACUGUUUGGUUGUUCCACAAGUUACAGGGAAGUUGCCUAAUUUCCUAGUCAAUCCUCUCUCAGUUCAAAUUCCUUCCCAAAUCACUCUUUCCGAUCCCAAUUGGUGCGUGGAAUCUCCUGUCGAUUUGCUAAUCGGCAUGGAUCAUUACAAUGAUGUCGUUCUUGACGGAGUCAUUCGUCAGGGGUCUGACCAGCCAGUCCUGAGGCAAACAGUCUUUGGAUGGGUACUCUCAGGAGCGCUCAAGGAUGCCUCCACUGCUCCACCGCCACAUUCUCAAUGCAAUAUGGUCACUCUUGCUUCUCUAGAAAAGACAGUGAAGCGCUUUUGGGAAAUUGAGGAAGUCGAAUGUGCCAAAUCUACUUCUGUCGAGAAUGUGGAAGUUGAAGAACACUUUGCAGCCACAUUUUCCAGGGAAGAUUCCGGACGAUUUAUCGUUCAACUCCCACUCCGGCCAAAUCACACAGAAUUGGGCAAUUCUAAGAAGAGAGCCAUUCGACAACUGAGGUCUUUGGAAGAUCGGCUCAAGAAACUCCCAGACAUGAGAGCUCUUUACAAUGAGUCGAUGGACAACUACCUAACCAAAGGAUACAUGACAGAAAUUCCAAGAAGGGAUGAUGAUUCAAACCACUUCUAUCUACCACAUCAUGGAGUAUGGAAGCCUUCCUCAUCAUCUACCAAAUUGCGCGUGGUUUUCAACGCCAGUGCAAAAACAUCUAGUGGCUUGAGUUUGAAUGACGUUCUAAAAGUUGGGCCCACAGUCCAACCAGAUCUUGUCACUGUUCUCAUGCGUUUUAGGCUUAAUCCCUAUGCCAUGAAGUGUGACGUCUCUCAGAUGUAUCUUCAAGUCAAACUCCAUGAGCCACACGCAGACUUUCAAAGGAUUCUGUGGAGAAAUUCCGACACAGAGCCCAUCCGGGAGUACAAAAUAAAUCGUGUGUGUUUUGGCGUUGCUUCCAGCCCCUACCUCGCGACAAAAGUACUCAAUCAACUGGCAGAAAUGGAGAAACAAGACUUCCCUCUAGGAUCUCAGGCGGUGACAAGCAAUUUCUACGUGGAUGAUGGCCUGAUUUCCUGCUCUUCUCUAGACACUGCCCUUCAAACACAAUCUCAAUUGGGUGAAUUGAUGGCUCAUGGUGGAUUCACUUUGGCAAAAUGGUGUGCAACACAUCCGGAAUUGCUAGAAAAUGUCACCAAGUCAUCACAGGAUCCUAAACUUCUCCAUUUACCUGACGAUGACAAUUCAGUGGAAGUAUUGGGUAUUAAAUGGGAUCCACAGAAGGAUGUCUUUCACUACUCAGUGCCCCCAGACUUUGCCUCUCCAAUUGCCACCAGACGAACAAUAGCUUCAACAAUUGCCCGUCUCUAUGAUCCUCUUGGGCUCAUAGGCCCUGUCAUUACCGAAGGCAAAAUUCUCAUACAAAUGUCAUGGCAAAAGGAACUAGCAGCUGGAUGGGACACCGAACUUCCCCCUCAAAUCCAGGACAAAUGGACGAAGUACGUACAAGGUCUUCAUCGAAUCAACGACAUUCAGAUACCAAGAUGGGUGUCAGAGAUUCAUGAUCCAGAUCUCACAGAACUUCAUGGGUUUGCAGACAGCAGUCAAGCAGCAUAUGGUGCAGCUGUUUAUGUCGUGACAAGGGGCAAAGAUUCUUCAAUCUCAUCCCACCUUCUCAUAUCCAAGUCACGCAUUGCUCCCAUGGACCCUCUUACAAUUCCAAAACUGGAAUUAUGCGCUGCUGAACUCUGUGCUAAGCUGGUCGCUCGAGUACAGAGGGAUCUCAACAUUUCAAAGGCUCAUUUGUGGAGUGACUCUACAGUUGCUCUCUCAUGGAUUUGUUCUACCAGAGAGAAGCCUAACCUCUUUGUCAGGAAACGAGUUCAGAGUGUUUUAAAGCUAUCGGAUGCUUCACAGUGGAGACACGUGGGUACUUCGGACAAUCCAGCGGAUCUCAUCUCCCGAGGAUGUUCACCAGAGGCACUCAUCAAUUCAACUUUGUGGUUCCACGGCCCAUCUUGGCUUUCCCUUGAUCCGAGCAAUUAUCCUAAUACUCUGUCCGCCUCCCUUCCCCUUCCCUCUGAAAAUGAACAAACCAUUUCAGUUAAUUUCAGCGCUCAUCAAGAAGACACACUACUUUCGAGACUUCUCGAUCGAUGCUCUCGAGUUUCUCGACUUCAAGGAAUUGUUGCCCAGUGCAUUCGGGCCACAACUCCAUCUACAAGACGCUCAAAGGGUCCACUCUCUCCUCAAGAGAUGGACAGUGCUCUCAUGAUCUUGAUCCGGCUGGAUCAGCAAGCUCAUUUUCCUGAAUUGAUUGAGUCGCUGAAAAACGAGUCUCUUAACAACAAACAUGUCAAAAACUUUGCCAAUCUUCAACCUUUCCUGGAUGCCAAAGGUCUUGUGAGAGUUGGAGGUCGCCUAGAGCGUUCUCAAUUCGGCUACGACACAAAACAUCCUAUUUUGUUACCAUAUAGUCGAUUGACGAAACUCUUGGCUCAACGAGAGCAUGUACGUCAAAUGCACUGUGGAUCAGAAAGUCUUCUGGCCUAUCUGCGUCAAAGAUUCUGGCCGAUCAAAGGUCGUAAUCUCACAAGGGGAGUUACCAGAGCUUGCAUACACUGCUUCAGGGUAUUCCCUCAUCUACAGCGACAACUCAUGGGACAACUUCCUGAACAUCGCACAACACUGGAUAGACCCUUCUCUUCAACAUCAGUUGAUUUUGCUGGACCCCUUCAGCUACGCCCAGGAAGACGUGGAGGUGCUAUCACCAAAGUGUGGGUGGCUAUCUUUGUGUGUCAUUCUACUAAAGCGAUUCACAUCGAAUUAGUCAGCAACUUGUCCACUGAGGCUUUUGUGGCCUCAUUCCGCAGAUUUGUCGCUAGACGAUCCACACCAUCUCAUCUUUUCAUGGACAAUGCAACCAAUUUCACUGGCAGCAAGACUGAAUUGGACAAGCUUUUCCAUCAGGAAGUUCAUCAAAACUCUGUCCAGAACAAACUUGUGAGUCUAGGAAUCCAGUUUCAUUUUCAACCACCUGAUGGGCCCCACCACAAUGGACUUGUUGAAGCUGCAGUGAAAUCGGUCAAGACCCAUUUGCACAGAGUUGUGGGAUCGUGCCCUCUGAGCUAUGAGGAACUGCAAACAAUCCUCACUCAAGUGGAGGCCGUCUUAAACAGUCGACCCCUCACACCCAUCUCUACAGAUGCAUCUGAUCCUGCAGUUCUGACUCCAGGCCACUUCCUCACUGGUGGCCCUCUCACAUCUCUACCCGAUCCGAGUCUACAAACACUUUCAAUGAAUCAUCUGUCUCGAUGGCAAUUGUGCCAACGUUUGUACCAGGAUUUUGCGACCAGAUGGCAGAGGGAUUAUAUUCAUCAACUACAAGAACGAAAGAAGUGGAAGAAAUCUGAGCCAAAUGUGCGUGUGGGAGAUCUCGCAUUGCUAUCCAAGGACAACGAGCCCAGCAUCCGCUGGCCAUUAGGAGAAGUCACUCAUGUCCACCCAGGCCCUGACGGACUUGUGAGGGUAGUGGACAUUCGCACAGCUACCGGAACUUAUCGACGUCCUAUCACCAGGCUUGCACUCCUACCAAGGGUGCAAUUUCUCCGGGAGGAUGUUCGCGCCACUGCCUCCUCAUUGAAGGCAGCGACACCAACGGGAAUUUCCGACUGGUAG
Molecule: messenger RNA, 3900 nt
Organism: Phlebotomus papatasi
Lineage: Eukaryota; Metazoa; Arthropoda; Insecta; Diptera; Psychodidae
Exons: 1
Coding region: 1-3900 (1299 amino acids)
Biological process (GO): DNA integration
Molecular function (GO): nucleic acid binding
Source: RefSeq, a predicted model, not a curated record